AUGAGCGUUCAGUUAAGACAGCAAUUCGUCAAGGCCAAAUCUGAAGGCCGUGCUGCGCUUGUCACAUUUAUCACAGCUGGGUAUCCAACCAUUGAAGAUACCGUUGAUAUCAUCAAAGGUUUCCAAGAUGGGGGUGUCGACGUGAUCGAGUUGGGUGUUCCAUUCUCCGACCCUAUUGCUGAUGGUCCAGCCAUUCAAGUUGCCAACACCAAAGCCCUUGAAAACGGUAUGACCGUUGACAAAGUGUUUGAACUCGUCAAAAAAGCCCGUGCUUCUGGUGUCACCGUUCCUAUUAUCCUUAUGGGCUACUAUAAUCCUAUUGUGAACUAUGGUGAAGUCGAAUUCAUCAAAGCCUCUAAAGAAGCGGGGGUCAAUGGGUUUAUCGUUGUUGACUUGCCUCCUGAAGUUGCCGUGCAAUUCAGAAACGGUUGUUAUGAAUACGGUCUUAGUUACGUUCCAUUAGUUGCUCCAUCUACUACUGAUGAAAGAUUAGAAGUGUUGUGCGGUAUUGCCGAUUCUUUCUUAUACGCCGUGUCUAGAAUGGGUACCACUGGUGCUACAGGUACUUUAUCUACAGGUAUUGAUGCUCUUAUCUCCAGAAUCCAAAAGUUUUCCGGGUCAACCCCAAUUGCUCUUGGGUUCGGUAUUAGUACUAGAGAACAUUACUUGGCUGCUGGUUCUUCUGCUGAUGGGGUUGUGAUUGGUAGUAAGAUCAUCGGUUUAGUUGGCGAUGCCCCAGCUGGCCAAAGAGGUGCCACUGCUAAGAAAUACGUUGAAAGCAUUUUGAAAGGUGAUGGUACCUUCAGUAAGGAAAUUACCCCAAUUGCCGACGAUGAAUCAUCAAACAAGAAAAAGAUUGCCGAAGAUGUGCAAGAAGUCCACAAAUUCUCCCCAAUGUUUGGUCAAUUUGGUGGUCAAUACGUUCCAGAAGCUUUACACAAAUGUCUUUCUGAAUUGGAACAUGCCUUCGAUGACGCUGUCGAAGAUCCAGCUUUCUGGGAUGAACUCAAAUCAUUGUACACUUAUAUUGGUAGACCAUCUUCAUUGCACGAGGCUGCCCGUUUGACCGAGUAUGCUGGUGGUGCCAAGAUCUGGUUGAAGCGUGAAGAUUUGAACCAUACUGGUUCCCACAAGAUCAAUAACGCCAUUGCCCAAGUGUUGCUUGCCAAGCGUUUGGGCAAGACCAAGAUUAUUGCGGAAACUGGUGCUGGUCAACAUGGUGUUGCCACCGCUACUGCUUGUGCCAAGUUCGGGCUAGAGUGUAAGAUCUUUAUGGGUGCCGAAGACGUUCGUCGUCAAGCUCUUAAUGUCUUUAGAAUCCGUAUUUUGGGUGCUGAAGUCGUUGCCGUUGAAAACGGUACCAAGACUCUCAGAGAUGCUACAUCUGAAGCCUUUAGAUACUGGGUUUCUAAUUUGGACAGCACUCACUAUAUUGUUGGUUCAGCCAUUGGUCCACAUCCAUACCCAACUUUGGUUAGAACUUUCCAAAGCACCAUUGGUAAUGAAGCCAAGGAGCAAUUCAAGCAAUUAAACGACGGCAAGUUGCCAGAUGCGGUUGUUGCCUGUGUUGGUGGUGGUUCUAAUAGUACCGGGAUGUUUUCUCCAUUCGAGCAUGACUUGUCGGUCAAGAUGGUUGGGGUGGAAGCCGGUGGUUCUGGUAUUGAUUCUGACCAUCAUUCUGCUACUUUGACAGUUGGUCGUGUUGGUGUUUUCCACGGGGUCAAGACUUUUGUGUUACAGGAUGACGAUGGGCAAGUGCAUGAUACCCACUCUGUUUCUGCUGGGUUGGAUUAUCCUGGUGUUGGACCGGAAUUGGCUGCUUGGAAGGAAAGUGGCAGAGCGUCAUUUGUCGCUGCUACUGAUGCCCAAGCGUUACUUGGUUUCAAGUUGUUGAGUCAGUUGGAAGGGAUCAUUCCAGCCUUGGAAUCGUCGCACGCGGUUUAUGGAGGGGUUGAAUUGGCCAAGACCAUGAGCAAAGACCAGAACAUUAUUAUCAAUGUUUCUGGUAGAGGUGACAAGGAUGUGCAAACCGUUGCCGAAGUGUUGCCAAAGUUUGGGGAGGAGAUUGGCUGGGAUCUUAGAUUCAACAAGGAUCAUCCAGACAAAUGA
Molecule: messenger RNA, 2109 nt
Organism: Saccharomycopsis crataegensis
Lineage: Eukaryota; Fungi; Ascomycota; Saccharomycetes; Ascoideales; Saccharomycopsidaceae
Gene: TRP5
Product: tryptophan synthase TRP5
Exons: 2
Coding region: 1-2109 (702 amino acids)
Biological process (GO): L-tryptophan biosynthetic process
Cellular component (GO): cytoplasm
Molecular function (GO): tryptophan synthase activity
Source: RefSeq, a predicted model, not a curated record